AAUCUACUAACGUGUUUUGAAUGAGGGAAAUCAAAAUCUGGUUUUCCACAUUCCAGAGUUAUCAGUUAAGAAGCUGGCCUGGGGUAUAGAAGUUAUAAGCCGCCAGAGCCUAAUUCAGAUUCUCCUGUUAGGAGACAUCAAACAGCACCCUCUCACCUUUACAUUGCUUUGGGGUUUCACCAUCGAGCAGAACAAUGAGGCUAAAACCUGAGCCCGAGACAGACAACUGGGCUCUUCAGGAAUACAAUAGCCUGUGUGCAAAUGAUAACCUGGAGCAGAUGAUUUAUUAGACACAGCAACCUUUAGGAAUGUAAAAACAUGAAUAAAUACAAAAGCGUGUAUAGAUUACACACUCAGAAUUAAACGCACCAAACCCCAAAAAAACCGCAAUUUGCCCUGUUCAACGGUUCAACAUUAUUCAUCAUUAAAAAUAAUUUCAUCUACAUUAGUUAUGAAUGAGUACUCAUUUAAAGCUUUGCGCUCAAAUCCAAUUAAAGUUGCACCACAUGCACUUUCCAGGUAUAACGGCACAAACGUAAAAAUAAGUUCCAACUCCUGUUUACCUUUACCUGAAAAAAAUAAAUAUAGUAAUAUGAGACUCCUAAGGCUGUUUUUACCUGGAAGCAGUAUGGUAGUAUGGAACUUAUAUAAACUCUGUAGCACUGUAGUACUUCUUCAACCAACUUCUAUUUAGUAUUAGAUAUUGUGUGAAUGCUAAAAAUCACUGCUCAUUUCAUUCAUUGUUAUUUGCACCCUUUAUGCUUUUAUUUAAAAAGUCGAGUUAUUAUGAAUCGAUUAGGCUUACAAUGAUUUUAUGAAUUGGUCCACCUAGGCUGCAUUUGACUUUACUGUAACUUCGAAUUUUUCGCAUAUUGUAUAAAGUUUGCGAAGAAACAAGAUAAAGAAAAAAUCGUUAUACAUCAGUGUUCAUGACCAAAUCAGGCGAGAUUUCUGAACAACUGGCUUUUUUUCCGAUAUAAAUGAUUAUAUCAAUUUGCUCUCAACAUCACUGAUUAUUCACUCUUUUAAGUCUUUAGUUUUGUGGGAUAACAUGAGCCAAUUGUCGAUAAGCUCUUCAGUGCUCAGACACACUGGCGCCUGGAUAUAAGAAGUAUACCCGACGUGUGAAAACCAGCAAUUGCGACAUCUAUUAACUUCCAUUACAACGCCCAUCAAACACUUAUCGUUCCGUCGAGAUCCCUUUGCAUAUGCAAAUACAAUUGAGUGCCUCCUACAUAUAGUCAUAGUCCUAUCACCAUAGACCACUGCUGCGGAUCGUCAUACAACCGUUUGUUUUAGCACUACUUUAUGUCAAGAGGAACCACAAUAUGGCCAAGAACUUUUCUGUGGCAUGGCUGUCGCAGAGCUCUAAGCCCGACUGCAGCUCCUUGUUAGAGGUGGCUCAGGUUCACAGCCCGGCGGCGCUCGCACUCCAAACCACACACGCUUCUCACACAGGGACCCUACGUUCUGAUGACACUGUCAAGGACGUCACCAAGAUCCCAUCCUCGCCAGCCAAUAGCUGUGGUUACACUUCCGGUUCGGAGAGUGAGGUGGGUGAUGACAGUGAGGCAGAACUGGUAGCAAGCCGUCGGAUCAGAACAAAAUUUACGUCCUAUCAAAUCACACGGCUUGAGAAAACCUUUCACAAGCACAAAUACCUCGGUGCAAAUCAAAGGAGGAAAAUAGCAAAAAAGCUGCAUCUUUCAGAAACCCAGGUGAAAACCUGGUUUCAGAACAGAAGGAUGAAGCUGAAACGUGAUGUACAGGAUACCCGGGUAGAAUAUUACACUCCAGCAUUGCUCGCUCCUCUGGUGUUGCCACCACCUCUGUCGCCAUUUCAGCACCACGCUCUCCCUGGACAGCGAAUCGCCCUCGCGCAUGCUGUAACGUUUCCGCACUACAGCCCGCAAAUCAACCGUACAGUGUCUGUGCAUCAGCACACGUCACAACCUGACAUCAUUCACCCCACACUUCUCUCCUCCUGUUAUUACUGAUCAGAACUCACUUACAGAACUUCAGCGCAAUAUGUAUAACACAAACUUGCCAUUUGAUUUUCUAUUACUCUUUUGUGUGAAAAAAUAAGCUACCGUGUAGAAUAUUUUGAAUUGUCCCAAUGUUUGGGUAAUUACAGAUCAUUAGUUAUAUCAAACUAAAUGUAUGUAAAUAUAUAAAAUGCUUCUUUAUUUGAAAAUAAAAAAGUUUUACUUUUAAUUGAAGCUUUUGUUUGUUGGUUGGUAGAUUAUGCAAUGGUAUUUAAGGAAAGCCAGUACAUGGUAGUUCAACUAUCAAGGACUGAAAUGGAAGAUCUAGUGAAAAUUCGCCAGAAAGGUUUUACAUAUCUUUGACUUAGAACAUUAUACUUGCAUUACAGUAUACUGCACAUUAUAUACCAUAUGGUACAUAUCCACACAUAUGGUAUUUAUCCUAUUUGAGGCGCCAGCAGAAAUAGAGAAAACAGUAGUUUACUGUCUUUCUUCUGUAUUCAACACCAAAACACUUGUUCAGUUAUAUGAUCUUUGGGCAUGUAUAAUUACAUUUCGGUCCUAAACGAGCAUGUAGUAUGUACUCUGGGGCCGAUGCAGUUUAUC
This is a messenger RNA of Silurus meridionalis, 2591 nucleotides long. RefSeq names its product ventral expressed homeobox (gene ventx). Gene Ontology annotation, molecular function: DNA binding; DNA-binding transcription factor activity, RNA polymerase II-specific. The transcript has 3 exons. Lineage: Eukaryota; Metazoa; Chordata; Actinopteri; Siluriformes; Siluridae. Gene Ontology annotation, biological process: regulation of DNA-templated transcription. The record is from RefSeq and is a predicted model, not a curated record. The coding region runs from base 1329 to 1997 and encodes 222 amino acids.